CGGUGGAGACAAAGUUCUACGCAGGAUCCGUUCCCCAGACCAGCCGCCAGCACGGGCUCUCCCUCCCACUACUUUGACCGCAUCUUGCUUGUGACUCCUACUCACACCAUCUUGCCAUUGUCGCGUCCCUAUACGCUGCCACCCCCAGCCAGAACCCUUCAACAAUGGCCGCCUCCGUCAAGGAAAGCGUCACAGAGGCCCUGCUGGGCUCCACCGAGGAGCCCAACCUCUCCGAGCAGGCCAAGGCCAUCUUCUACAGGCACGCGGUCAAAGACGAGAACGGCCAACAUUACCUGGGAAAGGAGCAGUUCAUUGACGCCGUUGCGCCGGCGAGCGAAGACUACCACAAGAUCAAACGCGACCAAUACGCCAUCCUCUUCCUUGUCGCGGACCGCAAGAAGACUGGCCGAGUGACGCUCCACGACUGGACCAACUUCGACAACCUCGUGGCCAAGCCCGACGCUGAGUACGAGAUCGCGUUCCGUCUGUUUGACGUCGAGGGCACGGGGCUCAUCAACUUCGCCGACUUUGAGAGGGUAUACAAUGCGCACAAGGGGGAGGAUUCCCUGCCGUUUGACUGGAACUCGGAAUGGGCAUCGCUAUACAUUGGAGCCAAGAACAAGCGGCACGCCAUGACCUACCCGCAGUUCUCGCAGAUGCUGCGCGGCCUGCAGGGCGAGAAGGUUCGCCAGGCGUUCAUGCACUUUGACAAGAACCACGACGGCUACAUCGAGCCCGAACAGUUCCAGCGCAUCAUCAUCGACACGGCUGGCCACAAGCUCUCUGACCACCUGCUCGAGAACCUCCACACCCUUUGCAACAUCUCCGCUGGUACCAAAAUCUCCUACGCCAACGUGCGCGCUUUCCAGAACAUGAUCAGGGAGAUGGAUUUGGUAGAGCUGAUCAUCCGCAAUGCUUCCCUGAAGAGCUCCGAUGGCAGGAUUACGCGGACAGAUUUCCUCAAUGAGGCGGCGCGGAUAACACGCUUCUCGUUGUUCACCCCCAUGGAGGCCGAUAUCCUCUUCCACUUUGCCGGCCUCGAUGAGCCAUCUGGCAGGCUCAGCAUUAAUGACUUCGCCAAGGUCCUGGAUCCCUCUUGGCAUACUCAAUACCCUUCAGGCGCGGACCUUGUGAGUGACGCUGGCGCCAAGGCGUUCACGAAGACCAAGACCUUCUUCCACGAUGUGUUGGAGUCGGCGCACCACUUCGCACUUGGUUCCAUUGCCGGUGCGUUCGGCGCGUUCAUGGUCUAUCCCAUUGACAUGGUUAAGACGCGUAUGCAGAACCAGCGCAGCCAGCGUGUUGGUGAGAGACUGUACAACAACUCGAUCGACUGCUUCAAGAAGAUCGUCAGGAACGAGGGUUUCCGCGGCUUGUACGCUGGUGUUUUGCCUCAGCUCGUGGGUGUCGCUCCGGAGAAGGCGAUCAAGCUUACCGUCAACGACUUGGUCAGAGGAAAGUUCACAGACAAGAAGACGGGCCACAUCUGGUGGGGCUGGGAAGUCCUAGCAGGUGGUUCCGCCGGUGGUUGCCAAGUGAUCUUCACGAACCCGCUCGAGAUCGUCAAGAUCAGACUGCAGGUCCAGGGCGAGAUUGCCAAGAGUGUCGACGGUGCCCCCAGGAGGUCCGCCAUGUGGAUUAUUCGCAACCUUGGUCUCGUCGGCCUUUACAAGGGCGCCAGCGCCUGCUUGCUCCGUGACGUGCCCUUCUCUGCUAUCUACUUCCCGACCUACAGUCACUUGAAGAGAGACUACUUUGGCGAGUCACCCACCAAGAAACUUGGCGUCUUCCAGCUUUUGACUGCUGGUGCCAUUGCCGGUAUGCCGGCUGCUUACCUCACCACCCCCGCCGAUGUCAUCAAGACUCGCUUGCAGGUCGAGGCUCGCAAGGGUGAGGCGACGUAUAGGGGUCUCACCCACUGUGCCCGCAUGAUUUGGCAACAAGAAGGCUUCCGGGCCUUCUUCAAGGGCGGUCCCGCCCGUAUCUUCCGCUCCUCGCCUCAGUUCGGUUUCACUCUCGCGGGUUACGAAGUGCUGCAGAACAUGCUGCCGAUGCCGGGCUCGGGCCAUGGCGAGGGCGUCCGGGGCCACGUUGAGCCGGCCGUGGGCCUGCACGAGGCCACGGCGCCGCUGCCGUACCUGCGGAGCCGGAACGCGUUGAAGAUUAUCCUGGACUUGGACGAGAACUUUGGACGGCCCAAGCUGCCGGCGGGCAAGAAGUGGGAAGGCUUCCCAGGCUUUGGCGGCAAGAUUGUGGGAGCUUAGAGAGAGCUUAGAGAGAGCUUAGAGAGAGAGAGGGGGGGAACGGGUGGCACGGGAGGGGUGCCCUCGACGGUCAUGAUACGGCGUUUCGCGGCGUCCUGCAACAUCUCGUUUGUCCUUUUGCCCUUUGUUUCGGCCAUGUUUUGGAAGAAAGAAGGAAAGAUACGUAGAGUACCCACGUACACAUCUAGAGAGAUUAGAUAUGUACCCUCUUUCACGGG
Molecule: messenger RNA, 2482 nt
Organism: Aplosporella prunicola CBS 121167
Lineage: Eukaryota; Fungi; Ascomycota; Dothideomycetes; Botryosphaeriales; Aplosporellaceae
Exons: 4
Coding region: 165-2264 (699 amino acids)
Biological process (GO): L-glutamate transmembrane transport; malate-aspartate shuttle; aspartate transmembrane transport
Molecular function (GO): L-aspartate transmembrane transporter activity; L-glutamate transmembrane transporter activity; calcium ion binding
Source: RefSeq, a predicted model, not a curated record